AUGUCGCAGGCAGUCAAGGAGGCCAUAGCGCAGCGUCGAGCGGCGCUUGCGCAGGCGCAAAAGGCAGCCGCUGAUUCUCCUCUGCCAUCGCCAACCAAAAGCACCUUCGAGGGUGCGGACAUUGUCCAGCGAACAGAGGAAGAUCUCCUGUAUCGUUCUACCUCUACUGCCCGCCUCAAUCUCUCCUCUCGCCUUCCUGCCCUCACCUCUCUCCCUUCUGCCCUCUUCAGCCUCCUCGAUGGCGAGGCACCAGCCUGGUACCUCGAGUCAGAGCCAGACGAGUCGAAGCGUCGCCCCUGGUACGAACGCGAGGAUCUGCGGGUUCUCUCUUGCGCCAAUAAUGAUCUCACCGGCACGUCCGAUGAGCGAAUGGGCGACUUCAGAGGUCUCGCGAGGCUCGAGCUGCAGAACAAUGCCCUCACCUCAAUACCUCGCACAACCUUCCAACUCGUCAACCUCACGACCUUGAACCUCUCCAAGAACAAGUUCACCUCAAUACCCUCAUCUCUCCUUGCCCUCGACUCCCUGAUUGAGCUGGACGUCUCGCACAAUGCCAUUUCCCAGCUCUGGAGCGACGCAGAGGUCGACCAGGCUAGGCAGGAUCGGCGUGAAUGGGACGAGGAGAAUGCAGACGAGGAAGGUGGGGUGUGGGCCGGCUUGAUUGCGAGGACAGGCAGCCCAACUAAGCGUGAGCGCCCCGGCCCACCCAAGACGCAGCGACAGCGCAGUCAGCCUAUGCGCUCGCUCAGGAUCUUGAAUCUUGCCAACAACAGGCUGGACGAUGCGGCCUUGCACGCGGCGAGGGGGACAUGGACUUGGCCACCCACUCUGACAGACUUGGACGUCAGCGACAAUCGCUUCCGCUCUUCGCUGCCACUCAAUACCUUCGGACGACUAAAGGACCUACGUCGCCUCUCGUUGGGCGGUAAUGGCUUUGGCGACGUAGUUUUCUCCCUCGACGAGACUCGCGGGGACAGGCCUGAGACGACACCCUUCGGCGGAAGGGAGAAGCAGACAUUUUUCCCAGCGCUGGUAGCGCUAGACCUUCAGAGAUGCGAGAUGGACGAUCUGACGUCGCUGCAGGGCGUGUUUGAGACAGGUUGCGAAGGCAACAUUGAGCAGCGCAAGCUUGUGAGGGUAAAUGCGAUGGCGAACGCCCAGGGCGAAGCUACUGAAGGCAACGAGGACGGCUCAAAGGUGCUCAGCGUAGUGCUAGAGGGCAAUCCCCUGCGCGAAGAGAUGUACAAGAAGAAAAGAGGUGGCGCACGGCCUGUCAAGCCGGACACGACGAGCUCGGCAGAGGCAGCAGCUCCAGUUACAUCAGCUCCCUUACACCAGCCAACGUCCGUACGCGCACCUACGGCUGCUUCAUCAACAUCGGCAGCGACCAGUGUGGCUCCUGCGCAAGCGUCACCCCGGAAAGAAGCCUGGGAGCUCGAAGCAGAGGCUGGCCUCUCGACUGAAGGAGGGCGUAGGAGAGCGAGGGCAGAAGCAGCAAGGAGGGAAAGAGAGGCGGCAGCUGGCGGCGCUGCCCCCUCAACAACCUCCACAGCACCAACUGCGCCCCUUCACAACGGCAACCGCUCACAGGGCAUCAACCGUACAGGGCUAAGCGACUGGGAUGGAACUCCGGCCCCGUCUCCCCGCAGGAACCAGACCAACAACGCAAGAGGUGAGGAGCGUGAGCAGACGCGAAACGGAGUAGGGGCGUCAGGCAGCCGCACUACCAGCCUAGGCUCUACGCUCGCGAAUGCGAAGCUCACAAAGCGGCAAAGCGAGGCGCUAGGACGAGUCCCGUGCAAAUUCUUUCGCUCAGCGAACGGAUGUUCUGCGGGGACAGCUUGUCCCUUCUCGCACACGCUGCCUGGUGAAGGUCGUAAUGGCGGUGGCCCUGGUGGCGUCAAUGGUGCAGGAGAGAAUGGCGGCGGUGGCAAGGCCGUGUGCGAAUUCUUCCUCAAGGGCAACUGCCGCUUCGGUCACAAGUGUGCUCUGGCGCACGUCAGGGAGGGAGAGCCUAUGAGCAUGGAUAGACAUAACAAGAAGAUGCAAGCAGCAGCACAACGGGCGGGUACGGCUGCUGCUGCGGGGGGUUUUCAGUCAGGAGGAGUAACAGGAGGAAAUGCAUCGUAUCAACAGCAAUCAUCGUCAUCUCAGCACUUCGCACCAUACGCAAUGCACAACAACAGUCAACAGCAUCAGCAUCAGCAUCAGCAUCCUCAGCCUUCCAGCCAGCAUCAGCAAAUCCCUUCCCUCAACCACAGCACAGCGCCCUGGCCACCCCGAGACGACUUUGCUUUCGGGCUUCCCGAUGACAUGCAAGGACCUCAGAUCACGCAGCAGCAGCAGUACCGUGCCUCUCUUGCCCUGCCCACUCCCGAUGUCGCACAAACCGCGCAGAGUUCUCAACCCUACGCUAUCUCUCGACCAAUGCCCUUCAGCUCAGGCUCUUUCGGGGCACGCGGAACUCCCCUCCAGAGCAAUGGCUUAGGUACCAGCCCCUUUGGCACCAGCCCCUUCGGGCAGACGGUCUUCUUCUCCGGCUCUCACGAUGAUCGCAGUGCUACUGGUCUAGAUGCUCCCUCCACAGUUUCCGGCUCCUUUGCGGCCCGCAACAAAGCUCACCGUGGUGGGGUCCAGAGCGCGCUCCACGACGAUGACGACGACGACCAUAAUGGCGAGGACUUCCUACCCUCGAGCUUGUCGGACCUCUUGACCCCGGCAGAGCUGGAACGGAGGAGGAGAACGAGCUUCAAUGCUCAAGGCCUUGCUGCGGGUAGCUUCGGGGCCUCUACGGCAUUGACGCAGAGCAUGCCUGCCGGUUACGGCCUCGAUGAGGACGAAGAAGUAGUGGGUGGUGGGAUCUGGCAUGUGGGAGGGAAUGCUAGGCAGAGGCCAGCGGCUAGGAUGAGUGUGGGCGGGUACGAAGAUGAGGACGAGGAGGGGUACGGCCUUGCGAGCGCUGGCAUGGGCCCUACGGCUGCAGCAGCACGUCGCCGCGAUUUAGACCGCCUCUCGCAUCACCAUAGCCCUGGUCAGAGCUUGCCAAAGGGUCUCGCCGCUGCCGGUUUAAGCCGACUACGCAUAUCAAGCGAUGGACGUGGUGGCGCUACACCCUCUGAGCCAGUGCAAGCAGCCUCGCGCAUUCCGUCAUACUCGCACUCGCAAGCUCAAGUCCACGCAUCUCCACAUCGUCGUGCCCUUUCCAACGCGCAAGCAACGUCCUCGUCAUCUUCGUUCAAGGCUGCUUCGCUCCUCACAGCCGACCUAGGCCCGAUAGCGCCGUCCAGCUUGCACCCUCAUCUGCCAGGUGGAGUGCUGGCUGCGAGGAGCGGGACGCCUUCAAAGGGUGGUGGCUGGGCGAGCGGAUCGCCGCUGGGGGUCACACCUCCGCCGACUCAGCGUGAGGCCAUCGCUAUUGGUUCGAUUUUGGUAUCACCGCCCGCGGGCGAAGAUAGAGGCAUGGAAAAGGGCGGCAUGGGAGGCAGAGGAAGGACUGGUGCGCCUUCCUUCCGAACAGCGAGCAAAGAGGGGCUCAGCGUGGGUGGUGGUGGUGGUGGUAUUCGAGGUAAUGCUGCUGGUAGCCCGCUAGCAUUGCAGCCGCGUGAUAGUGAGGAUGAUGCUGGUGAGGAGGGUGUCUUUGAGCUGGAGUAA
Messenger RNA from Jaminaea rosea, 3651 nucleotides. RefSeq lists its product as hypothetical. The record is from RefSeq and is a predicted model, not a curated record. Lineage: Eukaryota; Fungi; Basidiomycota; Exobasidiomycetes; Microstromatales. Gene Ontology annotation, molecular function: metal ion binding; protein binding. Bases 1 to 3651 code for a protein of 1216 amino acids. The transcript is spliced from 2 exons.